CGUGGACUCGAGAGAGCGCGUCCACUGCCAUCGAAGUGUGCGAGGAAACGGAUAGUGUAUCUAGUUCGCUUCGCGUCCCCGCUCGUGCCCGAUAAACUCGCCUCAGGUUGAAUCAUGGCGCGUACCAAGCAAACGGCCCGUAAAUCAACGGGAGGAAAAGCUCCCCGUAAGCAGCUUGCGACGAAGGCAGCCAGGAAGAGCGCUCCGUCCACUGGUGGCGUGAAAAAGCCGCAUCGUUACAGGCCCGGUACCGUGGCUCUUCGAGAAAUUCGAAGAUACCAGAAGUCGACUGAGCUGCUGAUCAGGAAGCUGCCGUUCCAGCGGCUGGUUCGUGAAAUCGCGCAGGAUUUCAAGACCGAUCUGCGUUUUCAAAGCGCCGCCAUCGGCGCUCUCCAGGAAGCGUCUGAGGCAUACCUCGUUGGUCUCUUCGAGGACACCAAUCUGUGCGCGAUCCACGCAAAGCGCGUCACGAUCAUGCCUAAAGACAUCCAGCUAGCUCGGCGAAUCCGUGGCGAGCGUGCUUAAGAGACGCUAUGUAACUCUCAUACAUACCGUUCACUACGACCAUUAUUAUUACUAUUAUUAUUAAUAAUUAUUAUUAUUAAUUAUCGUUCGCAAUCGUCAUGGAUGAAGCACUUUCAUUCCAAGCUCUAUAUAUUGUUUUAUUUGCAUAGAGAUACGCAGUAGUAUUAUUCCUCCGGUGAUCAUCCCCAUUUAUAACUCUUAUCAAAAUUCCCUUAUCAACUUGAUGCCGAUUAAUUUACUGGAAGGGAAGAAACAGCUAGCCUGUUCGCCAAACGAACGUGAUUGGUAGAUUCAGUCAUUCACAUUUAAUUCGGCGAGCAGGCAAUCGUCCGGUUUGAACACGGCCAGUGAUAAAUUAUUUGUGUAUUAAAAGCACUGUUCAGUGCUUUUAAUGAUUUAAAAUUAAUUAAUCACU
Messenger RNA from Cyphomyrmex costatus, 940 nucleotides. Its product is annotated as histone H3.3. The transcript is spliced from 3 exons. The record is from RefSeq and is a predicted model, not a curated record. Bases 115 to 525 code for a protein of 136 amino acids. Gene Ontology annotation, molecular function: structural constituent of chromatin; protein heterodimerization activity; DNA binding. Gene Ontology annotation, cellular component: nucleosome. Lineage: Eukaryota; Metazoa; Arthropoda; Insecta; Hymenoptera; Formicidae.